Symbiodinium natans is the source of this 2049-nucleotide messenger RNA. The record is from the annotation of a GenBank genome assembly. NCBI's taxonomy places the organism in Eukaryota, Dinophyceae, Suessiales, Symbiodiniaceae.
AUGUACAGCAAGUGCAAGAACAAACUUGUGGCUGUAACAUACCUGGCUCUGGACUAUGAUUUGGUGACGAAUAUUAACACCUGGUUCUCUGUAUCACUGCCUAUCAGUGACGAACUGAACCGGGUGCGGCGUGAUGUUCGAGGCCGCUCUGGAACAUGGGAAUACUGGCAGAAUCAGGCCAAUGGCCACUUCAAAGAAGUUCUUGCCAAAAUCAUGGGUUCUUGCCUUGAUGCAGACAGCCAGAGGUCAAUUGGCUUGAUUGGCCAGGCUGAAGCUGGCAAUUCUCUUUUCUAUUUUCAGCUUCAACCUGAUGACGGCAUGGUCCAUCACCAGGACACUCUGUAUGAGCGGCUUGUUCACUAUGCCGUGACGCUCUCGCGCUUUCUCUGCAUGUACGAGAUGGCCAAUGUGGUCUUUCCCAUGAGGCUGGCUGCUGCGUGUGGAGGAGUAUCCCAGGCCCAGGACGUUCUCAAUGAGCUCAAGGCCCUUCAAGAAGCAGACCAAAUGGCCAUUGCAUGCAACACUCCAUGGUGCAAGACAGUUACGAAGCGGAGUCCAAUGCGCCACACACUGGUGGUGGACGUGGCCAAAGAUGCCUGCCGCAAGAACUGGCAGGCAGAUGAAGAGUUUGUGUCCCAGAUGCGGCAACUCUGGGGCAAUCUUGCGUUCACCUACAAUGAAGAAGGCUUUGGCAAGCUUCGCAGGGCUGAGAGCAGUCAAAACAAGGCCCAUUCUUUCACGGCCACUGAUUCUUGGUCCCAGCUAUGCGCUGGCAAGAUAUUCGAGUCUUUUGGCUACUCUGAAAUGGACCCAGAUCCUGACCAGCCUGCUGGUCUGGCCACUUUUGAGCUGCCAAACAGCAUCCACAACACGAAAAGGUUAGAGGCAAGUUCGCAGAAGCUGAAGGACGUUAUGGGCCAGAAAACAUGGCCAGGCCUCUCCCCACAAAAUUCCUGCGCACUGGCUGCUGAGCAACACCUGCUGGUUGAAGCAUGCAAGAAGGGUCCUGCAGGGCUGGGUCAAGUCAUGUCCAUGUGGAGGAACAACAAAACCUACCUGUCACUUGGUUCCUGGCCUGGGUCUUCUGCAGCAGCCUUGGUCAGUCUGGAACACAUUAGCAACUCUUCAGGUAAAUCCUGGUUUUGGCGCGUGCCUGCUCGUGCUGAUGUCGGUUUUCAUGCAAUUACAGCCUUUACAGACUGGACAGUGGUGGAUGCUGCGCCCAUCUCACCGCUUCAUUUGGCCAUUCAGAACAGAUCCAAGGCCAAAAAAGCAGGGGCAAACUUUGUUGUGGAGCAAUUCCCUGGCCAAUACUUGGAACGAAGCAAGAAGACGUUUCCUUUCUUGGAAUACGUGGCCCAGGAGGGAUUCCAUGCUGUGGGAAUCAAUAUGAUCCGCAGGCUCCUGAAGGAUGAGUUUGGCAUUGUGUGCUCUGAGAGCAAGAAGGACAACUUGGGGCAUGUUUUGCAGCAAGCUGUGGCGUCAACUCUGAAAGUGGCCACUUCUUCUGAAAAAGUGGCUGGGGUCCUGGAGCGGUCACUUGCCUGGAGAGCAGGGGUCUGCAAUGAUUUCGUGGGCCUGUCUUCUGACGGCACAGAUGCCUUUGAUGAAAUCCUUGACCCCAAUGAGUCAGGAGGUGAAGAUGAUGAGCAAGGAGCUGCUCAGGAUGAGCAGGGCCGCUCUGCUGCAGCAGCAGCAGCAGAGUCAAUCACGGCUACUAUUCGCCGGAUCAGGACUGGCAGCUCCAAGACCAAGGCCACUCCCACUGAAACAAAGCGGAAACCUGUCAACUUCAGGUCAGAGGAUACGUGGACUGCUGCCAAGGCUACUCCAUACCUUCCUGGCCAAUCUGGGUACCGCGUAUACAAGGAUUUGUUCAACAAAUGUUUCCGUGUAAUGAACAGUGGCCAAAGGUGGUCCUGCUCCAAGUCCUGGGGCCAAUCUGGAGACGACAGGGCUGCAGUCAAACACGUGCUGGAGGUCACAUGGGCCCGGCACUUGACAUUGCACCCUAAUGCUGUCUGUCCAUGGACAUGGGAUGAGAUAUGA